This is a messenger RNA of Rubroshorea leprosula, 1724 nucleotides long. Lineage: Eukaryota; Viridiplantae; Streptophyta; Magnoliopsida; Malvales; Dipterocarpaceae. The record is from the annotation of a GenBank genome assembly.
AUCUAUUGCAUCGGGGAUUUUUGUUUUUUUUUUAACCAAACCUUUUAUAAAGGGUUCAAUUACCCAGUUGAGAAGGUAGAGGAUUCAUUUUCAAUCGGCUUUAACGGUUGAGGACUACAACCCAAAUUUUGGGGGGCUAAACCGCUAAAUCCCAAGUCCCAACUGCUACCAGAACUUCCCUCUGUUCAAUGUGUAAAUCAAAAUUUCUCUCCAGAAAGGGCCAAUGCAUCGUUCUACUGAAGCUCUGUUCUUCAAUCAAACAGCUUUCCCAAAUUCAUGCCCAAAUUGUUGUUUCUGGUCUCCACCAAGACAGCUUUCUCUUGAGCGAACUAGUAAGGUUUUGCUCGUUGUCUCCCUCCAAGAACCUGAGUUACGCGCGUUCUCUUCUUGUUAACUCUGUGAAUUCAGCGCCCUCUUCAUGGAACAUGCUCAUCAGAGGCUAUGCUUCGAGCGAUUCUCCCCAAGAAGCAACGUGGAUAUUUCAAGAAAUGCGAAGAAGAGGCGUUGAACGCAAUGAGUUAACGUACCCAUUUGUUUUUAAGGCCUGCGCUCAGGUUUCUGCUGUUCAGGAGGGAAUGCAGGUUCAUGUGGAGGUUUUGAAGCACGGUUUGGAAUAUGAUGUGUAUGUUGGGAAUAAUUUGGUGCAUCUUUAUGGGUGCUGUAACGAGCUAUUGCGUGCACAGAGGGUGUUCAAUGAUAUGCCUGAGAGAAGCGUGGUUUCUUGGAAUGCGAUGAUUACAGCUUGUGUAGAGAAUGGGGGAUUGGAGGAGGCACUUAGGUAUUUUGUUAAGAUGAGGGAUUGUGGGUUUCAUCCAGAUGAGACCACAAUGGUGAUUGUGCUUUCUUUGUGUGCAGAGAUUGGGAAAUUAAGCUUAGGAAUGUGGAUUCACUCCCAAGUGAUUGAAAAAGGUUUGGUUUUGAAUUGUCAGUUGGGUACUGCACUUGUUGACAUGUAUGCAAAGUGUGGAGCUAUCAAUUAUGCUAGGCUAGUUUUUGACAGAAUGGAGGAGAAAAACGUAUGGUCUUGGAGUGCCAUGAUUUUGGGAUUAGCCCAACAUGGGUUUGCUACAGAAGCCCUUGAUCUUUUUUCGAGGAUGAUGAAGGAUUCUUGUGUACGUCCAAACUAUGUCACUUUUCUUGGAGUUCUCUGUGCUUGUAGCCAUGCUGGACUGGUAAAUGAUGGAUACCGCUAUUUUCAUGACAUGGAACACCUUCAUGGGAUUAAGCCCAUGAUGACUCAUUAUGGUGCCAUGGUUGAUGUCUUGGGACGUGCUGGUCGUUUGAAAGAGGCUUACGCCUUCAUAAAGAAAAUGCCUUUUAAGCCUGACCCCAUUGUGUGGAGGACAUUGCUGAGUGCAUGCAGUGUUCAUGAUAUUGAUGACAAGUAUGGUGUUGGGGAUAAAGUAAAGAAGAAGUUGCUAGAGUUGGAACCAAGGAGGAGUGGGAAUUUUGUGAUGGUUGCCAACAUGUACGCAGGAGCUGGAAUGUGGGACAAAGCAAAAAAUGCGCGGAGGGAUAUGAAAGCUAGAGGAUUGAAGAAGAUGGCAGGUGAGAGCAGUCUUGAGUCAUGUGGGACUAUUCAUAAGUUCUUUUCCGGGUGUGAUGAUUUUGAUGGUACCUGUCAUUUGCUAGAUGUAUUGAACUUGCACAUGAAAAUUUACCAAUUUCAUGUGAUGGACCCUGGGGAAUAGGUUUUAACUAUUUAAUAAAGUUUCCUUGAUGUC